Colletotrichum fioriniae is the source of this 366-nucleotide messenger RNA. NCBI's taxonomy places the organism in Eukaryota, Fungi, Ascomycota, Sordariomycetes, Glomerellales, Glomerellaceae. The record is from RefSeq and is a predicted model, not a curated record.
AUGGCUGGCUCCAAGCAUGCGAAAGUCCUAGCUGAAGCAGAAGUGCCAAAGUCCGUCGAGAGUGCGCUUCUACGACCAGCUAAGAGUCCGGCGCCGGAGGAGACGCCAAAGAAAGGCACUCAACAGGAGUCAAAUAAAAGUACCGCGCACAAGUACGUUUCGUUUCCCCCAUUCCCUGGCAAGGCGAAUGACGAGAAGUUGCCGGAUGCUCAAAAGGAACAACAGCCAGUAGAGGCAGAGUCUCUGAAGGAAAUUCAAAAGCAACAACCGUCUGUAGGAGUGGAAUCAAGCCAGCAAGAGCCACUCAAUGAGCCGAAGCCGCGGCCACGCAGGGCUUCUCAUUUAUGGUUUUGGCACGGAAAAUAA